AUGCAUCUAUCCGCCCUUUUCCUCGCCGCCCUGCCGGCUCUCGCCCUCGGCCAGGACCCGUCGUCUAGCUCGUCGAGCACCUUGUACUCGAUGCAAACCUCGACCAUGAUCAUGACCAAGACCGUCACCCUCGUCAGGGCCCAUACGGUGACGGCCUCGCUGAACUCGACGACCGCCGGCUUCGCCACAGGCACCAUCGGCUCGACGGCGUACCACUCCUUCAAGACCGAGUCCCCGAUCCUCGCGCCGUCCACCGUCCCCUCCAAGGGCCCCACGAGCGCCGCCGUCGCCCUCGACGCGAGCAAGAUGGCCCUCGCCGCCGUCGCCGGCAUCGUCGCCGUCGCCGCCGUCAUACCGAGCCUUUCACUUGCCCACGCUCAUCUACCGUUGCGACAGCUUCGGCCCUGGACGCCGCCGAAAGCGACGCUCGCCUCGGCGGAUGAGCGUAUCGACCAUCUACAUCUCCACAAGUCACCUUUGACGGCCGAACUCGAGCCCACCUUGGGCCGCCAUCGCCGCGGCCAUGCGGACGCGAGCCUCUUCGGUCCUUCCACCGGCGGGCACGGCACCUCGCGCGCGUCGACUGCGCUGCACCGGGAGCCGGGACCUCGCUCCUCUUUUCUCUUGCACAUGAUUCUUCUCACUUGGACGCGCCGUCCGGACGCUUCACGACCAGCCAUGCGUGCCCGCUCUUGGACGUGGUUGCAUCCGGCCACCGAUGCUCACACCUACGGCACGGGCCACACGUCCAAGGCGGCACGCAUCGCCGGCUCUGUCGAGACGCACUCGAUGUCAAGCCUCCGGGAGCUGUCUGGGCGGCGCGCAGUCUGGUGCCUCUUGCUCAUCCUGACGAACAACCGCGUGCUAAGACUCGCCAUGGGAGCGGUGCGAAGUGGGAGAAGCAACCACGGCGGGCCACCCUGA
Molecule: messenger RNA, 924 nt
Organism: Drechmeria coniospora
Lineage: Eukaryota; Fungi; Ascomycota; Sordariomycetes; Hypocreales; Ophiocordycipitaceae
Exons: 3
Coding region: 1-924 (307 amino acids)
Source: RefSeq, a predicted model, not a curated record